UGAAUAGUGUAUUGCUAGAUAUACCACCUAGAAUUUUGGAAAAUAUGGAAAUUGCAGAAAUAGAAAGAUUAUUAGCUGUGAUGGAAAAUUGAGAUGGAUGAAAUCUUGGAGAUUUGGUUAGCUAUAUUAAUAAAUACUGGUCUACAGGAUGCUUAUCAUUUAGUUUAAUUUCAUGGGCAGGACCAGAUAUAUUGGAUGGACUGGAUGGAGCAGCAGAGUUUGUAGUAGGUGCAGCUACAUCCUGAGCUGCUCUAGUAGCUGCCAAUCCUCUUACAAGCGCUCUAGUGGUCGGAGGAAUCCUUCUAGUAGUAGUAGUUGGCGGCGGAAUUUAUUUAUACAUAAGACAUAAAAAUAAACAAAAUAAUGCAAGGCAAACAAGUGACGAGAGAGAAGAAAGUAAAGCAGACAACAGAGAUUUUGAAAAGACAAACAAGAAGAAGAUAUAAGGGAGGAAGACAAAUAUGAGGAAGAUUCCUUUCAAAUAGAGGAAAGUAAAGGUUAUACAUCAGUAGAUAUGAAUUGUUCAUUGAAUAAUUACUCUCAAACUACCGCAAACUUCUCUGAAAGUUGAUUAAAUAAGACACUCAAACGCUAUAAAGAUUUAAGAGUCAGAAAUGAAGAAAUAGAAAGAAGAAAAGAAGCAAUCUCAACAAGAGAUGAUAAAUUAAGUGACAAAUUUUGAGAGAACAAAUCUAAAUAUAAAUAUCUAGACUCCCCACAAAAGCGCUUACUAUUUGAAACACCGGUUUCUAAGCGGUCAUUAGCAAAAAGCUCAAGACUAGAAGGACAACUAAUGGGGAAUAAAAAGGAACCUAAGGAGGAAACUAAAGUAGAAUACGAAGAAAUAGAAGUAGUUUAUGAAGAAAUAGAGGAGAAGGUUGAGAAAAAAGUAACUCCAGAAGAGAUCAGACAUCUUUCUAAAUAUUCAAGCAUCUAUAGUUUUACCACAAAUGAUCGUCUCAUUGAAAAAGAAGAUGAUUCCUAUUCCAUCGAUGAUGAGGAAGAAAAUAUCCCCCAAGUGCCAAGCCCUGGCUACUUCAAGCCAAACAUUUUCAUCCACUCAAACUUCCUUGCUCCAAAACUCGACAACGGCCAAGGCCUUUACGACCCUCUGGUCACUCCUAGAGACUGCGAAGAGCACUAAGCCCAAAGGGCUUAGUGGCCAAGGCAGCCAAGCUAGACCAGGAAGACAGAUUUGGCCUUGAAUUAGCUCAAUUUUG
This is a messenger RNA of Moneuplotes crassus, 1220 nucleotides long. The record is from the annotation of a GenBank genome assembly. Lineage: Eukaryota; Ciliophora; Spirotrichea; Euplotida; Euplotidae.